AAGUCUCAGAUUCUAUAAAGCAAAGUAAAGUUCGCUGCUCUCUAUAUUAGAAUGAUACUUUACAUUUAACUCAAGCAAGAAUAACUUCUAUUCGUUUGUUACGUUAAAUUUUAUUAUCUUUCAGCUCUAAGGAAAAGAUAAGGGGCUAAUUAAGAGGGGUAAAAUCAUGUCGCGUUAAACACAAGGUUCCGCUAUAAAAAAGGAAAGCUCUUCCCUACACCAGGCUCGAAUUUGCAAUUAUAACCAGAACACUGUCACGCUAGCAGUCAAAUCUAAAGUAGAUUGCCCCUUAAUAAAUUCAAAUAAGUAUCAUACACUUUUUUUAAUUAAUAAUAUUUUCCAUGCCAUUAACAGCAGCUGCAUUCACUACAACUAUGGUCUGUCUUGUUUGGAAAUCACCGGGGUGGUCUACCCGGAGGGGAACAGAGAGAUAGCGUGUAACGUGGUGGUGGUCAAGAAUUCAAGAAAUCUCGAUUAAUAAAUUUCUCGAUUAAUACAGACGUCGCGCUGAAAGUUAUCCUAGGAAGAUUUCUCAAGUGAUACAACUUUAUCUUGGUGUAUAUUUAUCGCAUCGAUGUUGUUCUCUGUAUAAUAACAUAAAUUGCGACGCGGUGAUGUAUGAUGUAUUACAUAGGCGACAACUAAGAAUUUGUAAAAUUUCAUAAACGGCUAUGAUUAAAAAAAAAUUUAGUUCUUUCCUUAGAGGUUGCGCCAUGGACGAAAACGCCAACCCUGUUCCAACCAAGCCACACGUGUACGACGACAUCUUUGACCACGUGCGCUCAUUUGGAAGCUACCAAAGAGGAUUGUGGGUAGCGCUGAGCGUGCUGGUGAUGCCAAUGGGGGCUCAGUUUGCGGCACUGAUAUUCGCCAUGGGCACACCCCACUACCAUUGUGCCACGCCCAACGUCACCUGCCCUCCAAGACAAUGCUGCGCCAACUGCACGGAGUACAUAUUUGAUGGGCCCAUGACGUCAACGGUAUCCGAGUGGAAGCUGAUUUGUGACCGCGGAUACCUGGGCGCUACUCUGCAGUCCUGCUUUUUUGUGGGCAUGCUGAUUGGCUCGCUUGUGUGUGGCGUCAUAUCUGACGCGUGGGGACGCAAGAAGUGUCUGUUCAUCUCAUAUACAUUUCUGGGUGUGGCGGGUGUGGGGUCUGCGUGUGUUGACUGUGUGUCAUUCUUCGCCUUCCUGCGUUUCGUGGUCGGGUUCGGGUUAACAGGCGUCAUGCUUUCCGAAUACGUCUACUUGGCUGAGAUGGUCGGGCCAAAGCGUCGGACGCUGAUUGCCGUGUUGUUUGCCUUAUUUGGUGGCGCUGCGGACAUUUUCUUUGUGCUCAUAGCAUACCUCAUACGCGCCUGGAGAACCUUAUUGUUGGUAUACACGGUACCAGCUUUUGCAGUGCUGCUAUGCUGGAGGUGGAUCCCGGAAUCCCCUCGCUGGCUUCUGGCUCAUGGGUACGUGGAUACAGCUUAUGCUGUCAUCAUGAAGUACGGCCCUAAGAAAGGGCAACGUUCCGUGGAUUCAGCUGCUCUGAUGGGCCUGGUAACGAGCAUCCGUAGAGAUCAGCUGAAGGACGAAAAGGCAGCCAAGAGACACGCUCCUCUUGAUUUGCUUAGCGGAUGGAAACUGAGGAAAUGGUCGUUCAUCCUUGCGUACCAGUGGUUUUCCGUCUCGUUACUCUACUUUGGCAUGCUCCUGUUCAUCUCACAGCUCUCAGGUCAACUCCACGUGAACUACUUCAUCAUAACGGGUCUUCAGUUCGUCAGUGUUGUGUUCAAGUGGAUUCUUCUGCAAUAUGCAGGGAGGCGUUUGACGCAUGGAGCAUGCGCAGUAACCGCAGGAGUCAUGUUACUCACGAUGUUGGCGAUCUACAAAGGUUAUCCGCUGCUUACAACAGCGCUGGCUCUCGUCGGCACAAUGUUCGGUAACAUCAACUGGGCCUCUGUGUAUUUGACGACAGCGGAGCUUUACCCGACAAGAAUCAGGAACAUCGCCCUUGGUGCAGGUUCUACGAGCGCUCGCAUCGGUGCUAUCUUGGCGCCAUACGUAGCCAUGACGGCCCAGUUACCAGGCCUCUCCCUGGCCCUGCCGGUCACCAUAUUUGGCGUGGUUGCUUUGCUGAAUGGCAUGCUCUCCUAUUGGCUGCCGGAAACUUUGUUCGCCAAAAUGCACCAGACGAUCGAAGAGACAGAGGCCGCUCAAGAUUAUUAUGGGAUACCUUGCUGCGGAAGACCUCCUGAGAGGCGCGAAAUUCGAUUGAACGGAAAACCAGAAACCAAUGGGGCCGUGGUGACGGAUGACACGGAAUUUGUAUUAACCAAACUGUAAAACGCAAAUGCGUCUCGUCCGAACUCGUCACCUUCCCCACAUCUUCCCACAACACUUUGCGACGCGUGCGUGAAAGCGAGGUCAGGCAUCAAAAUUGUAAACAAGACGACAAAGUUCGUUUUUAUCCUUGAUGUGUGAAAGGUCUAAAACACUUAGUUGUAAGACUGGUCGUUUUUGAAGAAGGUGAAAAGAAAGUAGAUUACAAUUUUCCUUCCA
Messenger RNA from Nematostella vectensis (starlet sea anemone), 2546 nucleotides. Its product is annotated as organic cation transporter protein. The transcript has 9 exons. Lineage: Eukaryota; Metazoa; Cnidaria; Anthozoa; Actiniaria; Edwardsiidae. The record is from RefSeq and is a predicted model, not a curated record. Gene Ontology annotation, biological process: transmembrane transport. Gene Ontology annotation, cellular component: membrane. Gene Ontology annotation, molecular function: transmembrane transporter activity. Bases 672 to 2330 code for a protein of 552 amino acids.